AUGUACACAGUAUUGAAGGUUAAGGAACUUUAUUUUUUGAAAAGUCGAAAUUUUUUGUUCAAAUUCAAGGUAGAUGGAAAAAAUAGCAUUCAUGGAAAAGAGAUAUACUACAACUAGUAUCAAAUAGAAUCUUCUAAUGAUUGGCAUUUUAAUUGGAGGAUAUAUGAAGGUAAAAUUAAUUUCUAAACUUAAGCAAUGUUCAACAUGGGUAAUAGUAUUGAAGGAAAAGUAGAUUUCUAUUAAAAUGAAGAUAUCAUUGCUCAUAAAAUUAGAUAUCCAGAUGAAUAUAUGAUGAUUUCUUUACUGAAUCACAAUUUAUUAAUAUCUUUUUGUUUGCUAUUGAUAUAUCUUUACUCCUCAAUAUUAAAUUAUGGUCUUUUUAUAUCUACUUAUUAAAGGGGUAAUUAAUUAAGAUCAUUUUGGAACCAAAUCUGA
Messenger RNA from Paramecium octaurelia, 435 nucleotides. The record is from the annotation of a GenBank genome assembly. NCBI's taxonomy places the organism in Eukaryota, Ciliophora, Oligohymenophorea, Peniculida, Parameciidae.